AUGAAUUUCCUUGACACUUAUGGACUGACUGGGAUGGGUGCGAACACGCCGCCCGUGGAUGCUCACCCAGAACAGAGCCUCAACGAAGAAGUUUCUCAGGUCAUCGGCCAGCUCGGAAAGUUCUGGGGAGGGUUCAGGAAGCAGAGCGAAACUGCGUUCGCGACUGCGCGCAGGGAUUUCGGCGAGGUAGUCACACAAGCGCAGAAAGAGCUUGGCAAACUCGCUAUAUCAACCGAAACCCCUGCCGAUGCCCACGCUGAUGAUGAGGCCGAGGACAGGGAAAGCGAGAGCGAGUGCACUACAGCUCCUGAGACGCCUACCGCAGAAUCGCACAGCGCAGGAGGCUCACUUUCGACUUCACAAUCACUCUUUGCGCGCCUCCAAUCUUCGCUUCCCCCUAAUAUUGUCUCGACUGUCCAAGCUCAGCUUCCUGAAAGUCUUAAACACCCACAGAACAUCGAUCUGUCGCAGCUGCGGACGACGCUAACUACCGAAUUUCAGCGCGUCCAGGGGGUGACGCGUGCUCAGGCGGAGGAAUAUGUUCACAAGAGCGAACAGCUGCUGCGGGAAGCUAUGAAGGAAGCUAGUGAAGCCCUGCGAGACGCGGUGAAGGUAAUUCCACCAGAGGAGAGCGGAGGAUAUUCAAAUCAAGGUUUGGUUUGGGAUGGAAGUGACGUAUGGAUGCUACCUAUGGAAGGAGGGGAUUUGAAAGGGAAAGGCAAGGAGACGGAUUCGGGCGCUUCGUCAGGGCAGCAGAGUGAAGAUGCUCGUCAGGCUGUUGCGACGCGCGCGCAAGUGCUGUUGAAGCAGCUGAAGAGUAAUCCCGAGAUUAUCAAGCUUGAUCCCGAGGCUGAUGCGGCGAGCGAGACGUUCCAUGCUUGGGUAUCUGAGGCGCAGAGCAAGGAUGAACACCCUGGUACUAAAUUCUGGUCAGAACGCAUUGCAAGGACGCUAUCUCAUCCAGAUGAUGGCCAAACGCUGCAGGAGACGUUCGAUGCACUAGUACCUUCCAUUCUUUCUGACGACGAAUUCUGGACACGAUACUUCUUCCGCGUGUAUCAGAUCGAACAAGAAGAAAUGAGACGCAAGGCUCUUAUCCACGGAGCAAACCAGACCGAAGAAGAUUUCAGCUGGGAAGAUGACGAGGAGGAAUCCGUCGCCCCUGAAUCUAAAUCCUUCGGAGCGCUCGAGUCGUCAACGAUAUCACAACGUACGCUGGCACCGAAAGCGGCAGACACGAGCGACGUCCAAUCGCUCCCAAAUUCUUCGCAAUUCAAUACUCCUAUGACUAUGAGUCCUAGGGACAGUGAGGACAGUUAUGAUGUUAUUUCUGGUAACGCCAGUGCUGCAGGAGAUGCACAGGAACAUGUACAGAAGAAUGAAGAGGAGGAAGAGGAGAGUGACUGGGAGUGA
Molecule: messenger RNA, 1413 nt
Organism: Suillus subaureus
Lineage: Eukaryota; Fungi; Basidiomycota; Agaricomycetes; Boletales; Suillaceae
Exons: 4
Coding region: 1-1413 (470 amino acids)
Cellular component (GO): cytoplasm
Source: RefSeq, a predicted model, not a curated record